Messenger RNA from Cyprinus carpio (common carp), 3231 nucleotides. RefSeq lists its product as uncharacterized. Gene Ontology annotation, cellular component: cytoplasm. NCBI's taxonomy places the organism in Eukaryota, Metazoa, Chordata, Actinopteri, Cypriniformes, Cyprinidae. Gene Ontology annotation, molecular function: protein serine/threonine kinase activity; ATP binding. Gene Ontology annotation, biological process: regulation of mitotic cell cycle; negative regulation of apoptotic process; protein autophosphorylation. The record is from RefSeq and is a predicted model, not a curated record.
UUCAGUUCAGUCAGAAUCCGAGCAGAAGCGAAGACGAUAACCUGAGCACAAACUCGAAGUCUAUUCAGACAGACAGUCGACAAAAAUUCAGCGAGUUUCUCCUGCGCUUGAGUCCGUGGAGCUCACCUCCAGCAGCUCAGUGUCUGCAGAUGCUCAGCUGAUGUUGAGUGACUCUCCACAGACAGCUUUAGGAAAAAACACUUCAGAACAAGAGGCUUCUCCGGCAGCAGCCGCUAUGGAGAACCGCCCAACAGAAAAACAAACCAAAAAGAUGAAGAAAAAAGGCAUCUGUGCAUUCUUCCGGCGGAUUGGGAAAACUAUAAAGCGUUGCACCCUACAUUGCUACGUGGACGACAUACUGCCCCCAAUUCCAUGCGAUGAUCCAGCGGAUCUCCAGCCAGGUUUAUCUGGCCUUGAAUGGGCGUUAUCAAUCGAUCCAUGUCCAUCUGGUGUCGAGCUGACGAUUAACACCAAUCCAGCUGAUCCUGAGGCGCCAUUGGUCUCAGGACCAUCCAGUCUUGAGGUGACAUCUGACAGUGAUCAGACUGAUUCAGAGCCAUCACUUGUCCCAGGUCCAUCCAGCCUCGAUUUAAAGUUAACACUGGAUUCAAGUCUAUCCAAACUGGUUUCUGAGACCAGGAAUGUCCCAGGACCAUCUAGUCUUGAUGUAACGCCUGUACCAAGUCUAUCCAGUAUCGAGAUGAAUCCGGACAUGGAUCCAACCGAGCCCAGGCCAUCACCUGUCUCAGGUCCAUCCACACUGGAUUCUGAGAUAGCACCUGUCCCAGGUCCAUCUGGUUUUGAGGCAGCUGUUGAACAACAAUCAACAAAGAGGAAGAAGAAAGGCAUCUGUGCAUUCUUCCGCCGGACAUGGAGGGCUGUAAAGUGUGCUGCCCUCUGUUGCCAAAGGGACAACAAAGUGGCUCCAGAUUUAUUUGCCAUUGACCCAGUGGCUCAACGGGAUAUAUCAGAUCUCCAGCCAGGUUUAUUCAGCCGUGGGUGGCUAACACUUAAUGCUGAGCCAACAUAUUUGGAGCCAUCACCUGUCCCAGGCCCAUCCAAACUGAAUAAUGAGCCAGUGCCUGCCCCACAUCAAUCUGGUUAUGAGCCACCUGUUGAAAAACAAAUAAAAAUGACUCAAAAGAAAGAAAUCCAAGCAUUCUUCCAGCGAACAUGGAGGACUGUUAAGUUUCCCUCCUUGGCCCCAGGUUCAUGUCGCAUUGAGCCAGUAGCUCACUGGGAUCCAGUGGACCUCCAGCCAGGUCUAUCUGGCCCCUUGUGCGUGUUAAGGAAUGAUCCAGGUCCAUCUUGUUUCGAGGUGACAGUCACGGCUAACCACAGUCCACCUGAUUCUAAGCCAGGUCCAUUCAGCCUCGAUUCACACUUAACACUUGACCCAGGUCCAGCUGGUCUUGUAGUUGAGUUGAUGUCUAUCCCAGGACCAUCCAGUCAGGAGAUAAUGCAUGUCCCAAGUCUACCCAGUCUCAAGCUGAUGGACGUUCCAGAGCUUAAACCCGUCCCAGGUUCAUCAGGUCUUGAGCUGACAGCUGCUGUGGAUUUGACUGAUCCCGAGCCGUCAUCUGCUUCAGGUUCUUCCAGCUGCAGGCUGACACCUGAGACUGAUCUGGACAAUUCUAAACAAAAACCUGUCCCAGUCCUAUCUGGUUUUUGGCCAACUGCAGGAUCAUUUUCCUCCCGUUAUGAUGUGGGAGUGAAGUUGGGACAGGGAGGCUUUGGUUCUGUGUAUAAGGGGACUCACAGAUUUAGUGGACAGAAGGUUGCUAUCAAAUUUCUACCUAAGAAGCCCUGGAACUACCUUAUUAAUGUGCCUGGAUCUACGAAACCUCUAUUGUCAGAAGUGGUUAUGAAUGUGAUGGUGUGUGCACCUCUGAAAAGCCCCUACAUUGUACAAAUGAUCGAGUGGUUUGAUCAGCCACAUCAGUUCGUCAUAGUUAUGGAAUAUCCACAUCCAUGUGAGACGUUGCUGGAAUUUACCAUGUGUCAUGGAUGUCGCCUGGAUGAAUCUGUGGCACGUGGCUUAAUGCGGCAAGCAGUGCUUGCAGCCAAACACUGCAUUGAACGGGGCAUCUUGCACAAUGACAUCAAGACGGACAACAUGCUGGUCAACACAGAGACGCUGCAGCUCAAACUAAUAGACUUUAGCUGUAGCAAACAUAUUAACAUGUCUUGUUCUGAAGAUUAUCAACAGGCGGUCGGAUCAACAGUCUGGGCUUUGGCUAUGGUACUUUUGGAGAUAGUAAGUGGAGACCAGCCCAUAAGUGUUUUUCUCUCCAAACCACGUCGCCCUUUGAUUCCAAAUUUCUCCAGUGAGUUCCAAGAUCUGAUAGAGCAGUGUCUGGUCAGGCAUCAUACCAAGAGACCAACGUUAGAGCAGAUUUUAGAACAUCAGUGGUUUAAGCAGGACUGAGAGAAGCCAGAGGCUCAGAGGCAGGUUGUGUAACAGCUUGAGGGAAGGCAGAUACUAACCAGCUCUUCAGUAAGAAAAAGCAGAUCAUUCAUCUGUAGAGAAUAGCUAGCAGACGGCACUUUACUGCAGACUGGACUUUCACCUUUCACCUGUGGCACUGAAUGUUACACCUACUAUGGAGGUGACAUUUUGCCAAGACAAAUUUGUCAAGAUCCUAGAUAAUUGUGCACUUUGGAGAAAGACUAAAUGAAAGAGAAUAUAGCGGUCUAGAGACAAAUAGGCCUAAUACUGAAGAUUCGGGAUGCAUUCUUCGGGGCCUUUUGCCACAGAUGAAAUAAUCCAGGCAUAGCUAAAUUCAAAAUGUAAUUUAGAGGAACUUGACAGGAAAUUCCCAGGGAAGACCCAGUAAAGAUUGAAUAGUAUAUUUCUGGCCACCAGAUCUAUAUCAGUUUAGGUACUGACAUUAGAUCAGGUACUGAGGGUGGAGUAAUUGUAUUAUAAUAGGCCACUUACCCAACCAGUACAAUAUUAUCUUAAAUAUUUUGGAUUCACAAACCUGUGAGUCCACACUUGAAUAGCAAAUGCCUCUAGACCAACAUAUCUAAACAGUGUAUAUAUAUUAAAUCACAGUUAUACAUGUAUAAUAAAAUAUAAUAACAGUAGUUCAGUUGUAUUAUUGUUGCUAUGACUUUUCUGUGUUAGACAAUAAUAUAUUUUUGACUUAAAUCAGAAUAUCAUUCCCACCUAAUUAUUUGAAGUACAGUAAUGAGUAUAAAUGACAAUAAAUGAUGAGAUCUACCCAC